Messenger RNA from Penicillium coprophilum, 2136 nucleotides. RefSeq lists its product as uncharacterized. The coding region runs from base 1 to 2136 and encodes 711 amino acids. The record is from RefSeq and is a predicted model, not a curated record. Lineage: Eukaryota; Fungi; Ascomycota; Eurotiomycetes; Eurotiales; Aspergillaceae. The transcript has 2 exons.
AUGUCGAGUCACUAUCGAAAUUUGUCUCCUAGUCGAGGCCGACAUUCCAUGGUUGAUCCUAUGAGAGCUUCGACCGGCAUGGUGCAGUUAAACUCAUCCUACGAUCCUUAUGAUGCGCCCAGGCGUUACGAUUACGACGACUACCCGUCCGAUACUGGAUAUUCAAGUGCGUUCGGGUACCGCUCAGGGCAACCAGCAAAGCUCGAAGCCCACCAAAUAUCCUCGCACCGAGUUCGAGACCCCACUACGUCUGCCAAAAAACGCACUGAGUACAGCGUCCAGCCCCGCAAUAGGCACAGAAGCCAUACAACAACGGCAGCGGACUUCGAGACACCAGUGCAUCUUGCUGUACCUUCCGCAUCACGUCAGCAUCUCUCGCCCGUCCACCACUCAUCUUACCGCCGCACCCCGAGCCCUCUUCCCACAGAUUCCGGUAAUCACAUAAUUUCUGCUUCACCUCGACAUUCCGCACAUCGCCGGAUCUACAGCACCGACUACGCAAGCGACGCUGGCCAAAUUGACCCAAGGAACAGUGCCAGACAUAGGACUAGUCACAGUGCGCAUCACCACCGUGUCCAUCCGUCGACUCGUACACGCUAUCCAGCGUACGACGGGCUAAGGAAAGGUGAUGACAUUGAUGAUUUUGACGCCUAUUCAUACACCAAUGCCCGUGAGCAGUUUGACCGGGACUACCCUGUCAAGGUGCGCCAUCGUGGACCUGAUCAGCGGCUCAGUAUCACUGGCGCAGAAGACCUCCAGUGGACAUCGCGGAGAGAACGUCAUCAUGGCCCACCCCCAACAUCGUGGGGUCUUGACAAGCUAGGUCGUGAACGGCCACGAAGCUCAGCGCAUGGUAAGGAUGAUCAUCGAGAGCCGCACAGAUCAAAGGAUGGAUUCCACGAUCAAGCCCUGGUCGCCGUACCUCAAGACUCUGACAGUGAAUACCCCUCCCGACACGACGAGCGCCGCCGCCGCCGUGCGUACAGAGCGCGCCACGCAAAUGAUCGAGAGUAUCAAUAUCCAGAAGACUACCAUUCUAAGCCACAUGACUCGGGCGCGCUCGCUACUAUGGGGCUUGGAACAGCGGCCUUAGGGGGCGGAUACUCCGACAUGUCGGACUUUGAACAACGUCGCCCGUCACGACACAAGCAUCGACGUGCACAUGGUGAGCACGACCGCAAUGCCGUCAAGCCUCCUUCGCGGGAGCUGGUAGAGGCAGUCCCAGCGGAUGAAAGAACCAAGCAAACCUACUUGGACCCCGCCGAUGCUCAUCGUCACGGUCGAACACGACGCCACUCCCGCCGGCGGACGCACAGCGACGACGCCGAUACGUCAGACGACGACUUGCGUAACUACAGGCGUGAGCCCGCGCGCCGAAGACACAGCAUCACCGACACAGAGAGUGACCGCGACCCCAGUAGGGACCGCUCGCAUCACAGGCGAGAACGAGAACGAGACCACUCACGUGGAUACCGCUCUUCUCAGGCCCAUCGCACGCCGGAGGAUGGCCACGCUAUGGAGUCGCGACGAUCGCCGCCGGUCGACACGGCCAAAGAUGACUCCAGAAGACCUAUAGCUGUCGAACCGGCUGCUCCAAAGGAGCCCGACGCACCUCCCAAGGGGAUCCUCAAGGCCCCGCGUCCGGCCUUCCCAGAGGAGCCCAACCCGGUGAGGGAGGGUGUCGCUCCCCUCAAAGACGCUCAUAAGCAAGGGAUCCCGCCUGGAGCUCGAUGGACGAAGAUUGACCGGCGACUCGUGAACCCAGAGGCAUUGGAAGCUGGCAAUGAGCGGUUUGAAGAGCGAUCGGAUUAUGUGAUCGUUUUGAGAGUCUUGAGUAAGGAGGAGAUACAGCAGUACGCUGUGAAGACACAGGAGAUCAGAGACAUCCGGCACAAGGAACAGCUACGCGACAGACGCAAGUCUAGAGAUGAGGCUCACCGCCACGGCCGCCGGGGCGAGGAGUCUUCCAGCGACGACGAGGACGAGGGUGAAGAAGAGCCCUGGAAGCAGCUCGAAGCAGCCGCUGCACCAACCACACCGAAGAUGUCCUUGCCAUCGCGCCCACGCGCUUCGACCAACUCAAUGCAUGAGGCUGAAAGCUCUAGAAUGAAUAACCCCUCUGCUGCGCCGGCGUAG